This is a messenger RNA of Poecilia reticulata (guppy), 1546 nucleotides long. Its product is annotated as CD209 antigen-like protein D. Lineage: Eukaryota; Metazoa; Chordata; Actinopteri; Cyprinodontiformes; Poeciliidae. The record is from RefSeq and is a predicted model, not a curated record.
GAUGUUGCAUUUUUGCAGUGCAGAAAGAUUAAAUAUCUCAAAAAAAGAAAAGCAAUACGUCAUGGGAUGAGCUGGUAUUUUGUUGUGCAUUUGAAAUACGUCUGUAGCAAUUUGAGUUGAAAAGCUAAUUUUCUCUGUGUGUGAAUGUUCUAUGAAUGAUCAGUUUAUUGUGUUUUGAGUUUUUAAUUCAUUUUUGUGCUCAGAUUUGUCACGUUACUUUUCUUUCAUCUUGUUUGUUAUUGAUGUUCAGCACUUUGUUUCAGCCGUGGCUGGCGUUGAUGGUGAUGAAUUUACUUUGAAAGAAUAAACAGUGAGUGAUAUUUGCAGUGGGGAAAAGUUCAGACGGAGAAACGGAGACGGAGAGACAUUCCUCUUCCUCUUCCUGAGRAAUCCCAAGGCGUUCCCAGGCCAGACAGGAUAUAUAAUCCCUAAAGUGAUUUCUCUGGAUCUUUUCCCUGAGAUGCGGCUGAAAAAGCUCCAAACUGAGGCUUCAGGAGGCACGGUUGCACGAUUUUAGAGACUCCAGUGAUAUUAUUAUAAUUCUCUGUCAGACUCCCAGCAGAAACGUGUCUGAAGCUGCUGGAACAAACACCAAUAUGAGGUUCACAAAAUCAGCGCCCAGAGAUAAUGCUGCUUUAGUGGAUGACAACAUUUAUGAUGAUGUCAUGGUUUCAAAACAAGAUGUUUCUUCAGUGGGUGACGAAAUUUAUGAUGAUGUCAUUGUUUCAAAACAACAAGAUGUUUCUUCAUUCGCUGACAACAGCUGCACUGAAGACCAGCUUUCGAAGCAGAAAGCAGAUCUGCAGCAACCUGGACGGGACAGGAAGUCCAAAAUAUCUCCAGAACACGCUGUCCUGCUGGUUCUCAUGGCUCUUUUGGUCGUUGCAGUCUUUGCUCUGAGCAUUACUGUCUUUUAUCUGAUGAAACAUGAGAGAUGCCAAACCCUGAAGGAGGAUCUGGAAUCACUGAAGAUGAUUGUUUUAGAUGAAACAUGCCCAAAGUGUGAAGCCGGCUGGGAGCGAUACAGAGGAAGCUGUUAUUUUUUCUCCAACUCUACAUCCUCCUGGAAUGACAGCAGACGUUCCUGCGCUGAUCUGGGAUCAGACCUGGUGACGAUCGACAGCAGAGAGGAGCAGAUGUUCCUGGAGAUCAGAGUGAGGGAGAUAAUCAAGAAUAAUGAAACGUUCUGGAUUGGACUGACCGACUCAAAGGCAGAAGGCUCCUGGUUGUGGACGGAUGGAUCUCCACUGAACAAAAGUUUGAGUUUUUGGGCUCCGGGACAGCCUGAUGCUUUGGGUGGAGCAGAACUGGACUGUGUGGGGAUGAUGAAGACAGAAAUCCCUGAUGAGGUCCGAUGGCAUGAUAGACAUUGUAUUGAUCAUCUGAGAAGUAUCUGUGAGAAAGAUUCAAAAAUCCAGCUGCAUUUCUGUGUGUGAAGUUCAGUCUAGAAAGCGGCUUCAGAUCUCUGCACACUUUAAAAUAUUCUUUUAAAAACAUGUUAAUAGAAAAUAACUUUGAUUUUAGAAGAUAUUUACUUUAUUUUACA